CGCACAUCCGCCUCUCCUCGCCUGGAGCCAUGGCUGCUCCGGCGUUCCACCUCCCCCUCUCCCUCCUCCUCGCCUCUCUGCUCCUCUCCACCGCAGCCGCAGCCGCCGCCUCCCACAACCACCACGGCGUGCCGGGGACCCAUGCCCACCUCCUCCACCACCACGGCCACGGCCAUGGCCACCACCACCGCUCCCCGUCCACGAUGACGGCCACCGCCCGCUUCGACACCGCGCCGUCCAUGCACCAGAACCGCGUCGAGUCGGAGUCGGAGGAGAACCGCCAGUCGCUGCGCGUCCUCGAGCCCUUCUUCACCCCGGCGGCAGCCCAGGCGCCCUCCGGCGAGGAGGCCAUGGCGGCGCUGGGCGCGGCCGCGGCGGACGCGGAACCGAAGACGCCGCUCGACCUGCCCCAGCCGCCCUCGCCGCCUCCUUCCUUCGUCGCCGCUGCGGAUCUGCCUCCCCUCGCGCCGCAAGCGGGGGACGCGAGGUGGUCCGCGCCUGAGGCCGUCGCCGCUCCUCCACCCGUCGACGAGCCCACCGCCACCACGACGACGACCCUUCCGCUCCCCAGCCCGUACCCCGAGGCGGCGAGCCCUCCGCCUCCCGUCCACGGCGCCGCGGCGGGGAUGGCGUCCUCGGGCGACGACCUCGGCCUGCAGCAGCUCGCCAAGGUGCUCGCGUCGCUGGGGUACAACGAGAUGGCGUCGGCGGCCACGCUCCUCGCCGAUUCGCCGUCUGUCGCGACCUGGCCCGGCGCGAUCACCGUCUUCGCGGCCCCCGACAUCUUCCUCCAGGCCGCCUGUCCCGGGUGCUCGCGCCGCCACCUCCUCCUCGACCACAUGGCCCUGGGCUACUUCCCCUACGCCGAGCUCACCGCCGCGCCCACCGUGAAGCUCCCGUCGGCCUCCGUCGGCUUCUGCCUCGACGUCGCUGCCGAGCACCGGCCCUUCUCCGUCCACCACGCCAGCCUGUACGUCGACGGCGUCGAGAUCUCGCACCCUGAGCUCUACGACGACGGCCGCUACGUCGUGCACGGCCUCCGCGGCUUCGUCCCGCCGCUCUCCCACGCCUCCUGCAUAGAGGGCACGCACCACCACCACCACCAGGUCCAAGUCCACCACCACAGCCGCCGCCACCACCACCUAAGCGCCAAAUCGGCCGCCGCCUCCGCCGCAACCGCCGCCUCCAUCGUGCGCAUCAUGAUCCGCGACGCCAUAUCCCGCCUGCGCGACAGCGGCUUCGGCUUCGUGGCGCUGGCCAUGCGCGUCAAGUUCGCCGAACUGGAGAAGCUGGCGAACCUGACGGUGUUCGCGCUCGAUGACCAGGCCAUCUUCACCGGCGGAGGCCACGGCUACGUCUCGGCGGUGCGGUUCCACAUCGUCCCCGGGCACCGCCUCACCCGCGCCGACCUCCUGCGCCUCCGCCCCGGCUCCAUCCUCCCCACCCUGGACGGCGAGGACCAGAAGCUCGUCAUCACCAGCGGCGCCGGAUCCGCCACCGACGAGGUCCGGAUCAACUACAUACCCGUGAAGGAACCUGACGCGGUGAUCAACUCCCGCGUCGCCGUGCACGGCAUCUACGUCCCGUUCCCCCGCCUUCACCUCGCCAACCUCGCCGCCUCGGUGGCCGUUGCCUCCGCCAUCCAGGUGAAUGGCAGCUGCGACAUCGGGGAACCCUUCGGCGACUGCGCCUCUACAGCGAUGACCUCUGCAACGAUCCCGGCUGCUCAGGGCUACGGCGGAGGGCAGUGAUGCGUGAGCCCGUUCGUUUUCUUCUUCUGAGUUUCUUAGUAACUAGUAGGAUUUUCAGCUUGCGGUUUCAUUGUUAGAUGAGAGAUGGGUUUUUGGUGAUGAAAUGUACCGCACUCGGCACUUGUGCAUGGUGAAUGAAAUCUUGAUGGAACUUCUGUUGGUGA
Molecule: messenger RNA, 1915 nt
Organism: Setaria italica (foxtail millet)
Lineage: Eukaryota; Viridiplantae; Streptophyta; Magnoliopsida; Poales; Poaceae
Exons: 1
Coding region: 30-1751 (573 amino acids)
Source: RefSeq, a predicted model, not a curated record